AUGGAUUUUCAAUUAAAUCCAAUUUAUUUAUUUUACCCAAAUUUAAUUGGUUAUUUGCGAAUUAUUUUUGCUUUAUUUUCUUUUGCUGCAAUGCCUACACGUCCAGUAGCAGCUUCUAUUUGGUAUUUUUUGAGUGCUUUUUUGGAUGCUUUUGAUGGAUAUUUGGCAAGGAAAUAUAAUCAAAGUUCUCGUUUUGGAGCAAUGCUAGACCAAUUAACUGAUCGCUGCACUUUUCUCGGGCUUAUAAUGGCACUUUGCCAUUUUUAUCCUUCUUGUAUUUUUGUUUUUCAAUUUGUUGGAAUUGUUGAUAUUGCUUCUCAUUGGCUUCAUUUACAUGCUGGGGAUUUGACUGGAAAAUUAACCCACAAAGAAUCAAAAAAUCCUCUUUUAAAUUAUUACUACACUUCAAAACCUUUCCUUUUUGCAAUGUGUUUUGGCAAUGAAGCAUUUUAUGGACUUUUAUAUAUUUCUCAUUUUUGGCCUGGUCCAAGUCUUUAUUUUGUUAAUUUUACGAAUUUAUUGGCUUUUUUGGUUUUUCCUGUUGCUGCUGUUAAAUCGGCUAUUAGUUUGGUUCAUCUAGUUACAGCAGCACAAACAUUGGCUACACAUGAUUUGGAGAAUUUAAAUCGACGUCAAAAAUAA
Molecule: messenger RNA, 642 nt
Organism: Meloidogyne enterolobii
Lineage: Eukaryota; Metazoa; Nematoda; Chromadorea; Rhabditida; Meloidogynidae
Source: the annotation of a GenBank genome assembly